Molecule: messenger RNA, 1949 nt
Organism: Siniperca chuatsi (mandarin fish)
Lineage: Eukaryota; Metazoa; Chordata; Actinopteri; Centrarchiformes; Sinipercidae
Gene: efhc1
Product: EF-hand domain (C-terminal) containing 1
Exons: 10
Coding region: 161-1837 (558 amino acids)
Biological process (GO): mitotic spindle organization; mitotic cytokinesis; cilium-dependent cell motility
Cellular component (GO): mitotic spindle; axoneme
Molecular function (GO): alpha-tubulin binding
Source: RefSeq, a predicted model, not a curated record
GCCGUUUCCAUGGAUACCAUAAACUUACCAUGGCGGAGCUGCAGUGUAGCUUUACACGCUAAUAAAACCUAGUUAAAUCCACAAAUUACAAAACUAAUAUACUGUUUGACAUCUUGUGGAGGUGAGGAAAUCGAAAAUAUACCUAAAGACUAGUUUAGCAAUGUCUUGGAACUGGAAUAGCCAUGGAUUACCAUUUUUACCAGGAUACACUUUUCGGGAUGUAACGAAGUCAGCCUUCCAUCGUUCCCAGACACUGGACUAUAAGAAUGGCUAUGCUCUGCCUCGUCGCCCCACUGUGGGUAUUGGACAGGAUCCUCUUUUAUCAGAGCAGCUGAUCCAGCAGGAGAUCAGUGAGUUGUCCUUUGAGACACCAGACAUUACUUAUGGCUCCUUUGACCAGAGCCUAACCGAAGACUUCAUCCCAGCUCAUGUGGCCCUUGACAAGAAGGUGCUGCGCUAUUAUGCAUACUUUCAGGAAAAUAUCCUGUAUUCCCCUGAAGAGGAGUAUCGCAUACGCCCUGUGGUCAUUUACUACUACCUUGAAGAUGACAGCAUGUGCAUCAUUGAGCCCAUGGUGGCGAAUUCUGGGAUACCACAGGGGAAACGGAUCAAACGGCAGCGUCUGCCCAAGAACGAACGUGGAGAGCAUUACCAGUGGAAAGACCUCAACCUUGGCAUGGACCUGGAGGUGUACGGGGUCAAGUACCACAUCACACAGUGUGACGCUUUUACAAAGGAAUUCAUGGAAAGUGAGGGCAUUGUUCUGAAUGAACCUGAGCCAAUACCUGUGGACCCUUACAGCAAACGUUGCAAAACCCCUCGGCCUUCCUACACAACACCCUCCGAAUUUGACCGCAUGCACCAGUUUCUCACCAUGGAUCGUAAGGUGCUGCAUUUCUUUGCCCUUUGGGACGAUACUGACUCUCUGUACGGGGAGACCAGGCCUGUAACCAUCCAGUAUUUCCUGGUGGAUGACACAGUGGAGAUCAGAGAGGUCCAUGAACCCAACAGUGGCCGGGAUCCCUUCCCUGUCCUGAUGCGCAGACAGAAGCUGCCCAAGAAAAUCAAACCUGAGACCUUUCCCAGCUGUGUGCUGGAGGUUUCAACAGAGGAAGUGGACGAGUACUACUCCCCCAAAGACUUCCAGGUGGGUCAAAUGAUGAAGUUGCUGGGCCGUCGCUUCCUACUGUAUGACUGUGAUGGCUUCACUAAAGACUAUUACCAGAAGAACCACCCUACCAUGGAGAUAAAACCCAUAGAGGUACCAAAGAAGACUGACAUGCUUCAGGAGAGGAAGAUGGAGGUUCCUCCCUAUAAUGGUUUUGGUUCACUUGAAGACUCUCUCCAGAAUUGUUUGUCUUUAAUCCCUGAGCCUCCCAAGAAGAACUUGCUAAAGAUGCUGGAAAACAGCCACAAAGUGUUGCGCUACAGUGCCAGGCUGGACUCCCAGAAUCCCAAAGAUGAGGGCCGACGUUUCAUACUGUCCUACUUCCUGUCCAAUGACAUGAUCAGUAUUUUUGAAAAGCCCACUCGCAACUCUGGUAUCAUCGGUGGCAAGUUCCUGGAGAAGACGCGCAUCCCCAAGCCAGGCUCUACAGUGGACAAUCCUGAGUUCUACUCACCUGCAGACUUUGCUAUAGGAGCCACUGUGGAGGUUUUCAGCCACCGCUUUGUGUUGACCGAUGCUGAUCAUUAUGUUCUGACGUACCUGGAGUCUAACUCAAGCCAGAUCCCUUGUCAGACACUGGAUUCUUUGCACCAGAAGCUGCGUGUGGGGACAGCAACUCACCAGCCAGCUGACCGAAAUGGUGAUGAUGUGGCAGAGCCAUCUUCAUGAUCUCAGGGAAGGCUGGAUUGCCUCAAGUGCUGUUCACGCCCCAAUAAAUCAGACCACCAGAGUAUGAAUCAAAGUUAACAUAAUAAAUAAACACUGGACCUGCUGCAGAAAA